AUGAGACCGCACGCGAACCGCAACGCGUUCGACGACAUUCCCCAAAUCACGGUUUUGGUCGUUUUUAUUGAGAUUCUCGCCGACUUUGCCAAUAUUGCAAAUCGACAGACACCCUGGCGCGGGAUUCGGCCGGAUCGAAUCCGUGAAUUCGAUGCGAACAAUCGAAGAGAGGUGGAAGCGGCACAGAAAAAAUUCGAGACAAUGCAAGCAAAUUGUAGUGAGGAACUUUCAAAAUAUGCGGCACUACACGAACAUGCGAGUCGCGUUAAAGAGCUUAACGGCAAAAUUCGAGAGGUGCAAUUGGUGGCCUCGCCAUUAUCGAAUCUCAUGAUGAGCUUUUGUGAUCCCGAUCUUGAAAAAAGAGCGUCGAAAUUCAACCAAUUGACUACCCUACUUUCAAAUCUUGAGCAAAUCUUAAAAAUUGCCAUCGAUCGUGUUCCACAAGGAGACGAAUUUCGAAAAAUCCGAGACGAAUUGACGGCAGCGUACGAAAGUGUGGAAAAAUUCGGAAAAACUCGCGCCAAGACACCGAAUUUCGUUGAUGAUCUCUUUCUCAUCAAUAGCAAGAUAAAUGAAAUCGAUUUUGCCCAAGAGCCAUUAUUGAUUGAAUUAUUGACGGGAAGCGAUCGUGAAAAAUUGGAGAACAAUUAA
Molecule: messenger RNA, 651 nt
Organism: Caenorhabditis bovis
Lineage: Eukaryota; Metazoa; Nematoda; Chromadorea; Rhabditida; Rhabditidae
Source: the annotation of a GenBank genome assembly